Messenger RNA from Gracilinanus agilis (Agile Gracile Mouse Opossum), 1567 nucleotides. RefSeq names its product solute carrier family 16 member 8 (gene SLC16A8). NCBI's taxonomy places the organism in Eukaryota, Metazoa, Chordata, Mammalia, Didelphimorphia, Didelphidae. Gene Ontology annotation, cellular component: membrane. The transcript is spliced from 4 exons. Gene Ontology annotation, biological process: transmembrane transport; monocarboxylic acid transport. The record is from RefSeq and is a predicted model, not a curated record. Bases 1 to 1548 code for a protein of 515 amino acids. Gene Ontology annotation, molecular function: monocarboxylic acid transmembrane transporter activity.
AUGGGGGCAGGUGGUCCCCCUGGGCGGCCCGGGCCGGCCCCCGACGGCGGCUGGGGCUGGGUGGUGUUGCUCGGCUGCUUCGUGGUGACAGGCUUCUCCUACGCCUUCCCCAAGGCGGUCAGCGUGUACUUCAAGGUGCUCAUGCGAGACUUCGACGUGGGCUACAGCGACACGGCCUGGAUCUCCUCCAUCAUGCUGGCCAUGCUCUAUGGCACAGGGCCCGUGUCUAGUAUCCUGGUGAACCAGUUCGGCUGCCGCCCUGUGAUGCUGGCAGGGGGCCUGCUGGCGUCCUCCGGCAUGAUCCUGGCUUCCUUCACCACCAGCCUGGUGCAGUUAUACCUCACUGCUGGUGUGCUCACAGGCCUGGGCAUGGCUCUCAACUUCCAACCCUCCCUCAUCAUGCUGGGCCUGUACUUUGACCGCCGCAGGCCUCUGGCCAACGGCCUGGCAGCAGCCGGCAGCCCUGUCUUCCUGUCCGCCCUCUCUCCUCUGGGCCAGGUCCUGCUGGAGCACUUCGGCUGGCGAGGGGGCUUCCUCCUGAUGGGGGGGCUCCUCCUUAACUGCUGCACCUGCGGAGCCGUGAUGAGGCCCCUGGAGGGCGGGCCCGGGGCCCGGGGUGGGGCCGCGCCCGAAGAGGAAGCCCGGGAGAUGCUGCCUCUGGAGCGGGGAGAGAAGCUGGCAGGGAGCCCCGGCAGGGAGCCCCGGCGCCAGCGGCAGAAAAAGCGGCUGCUGGACGUGUCCGUCUUCACGGAACGGGGCUUCGUGGUCUAUGCCGUAGCCAAAUUCAUCCUGGUGCUCGGGCUGUUCGUGCCCACCAUCAUGCUGGUCAACUACGCCAAGGACGCCGGCGUGCCCGAUGCCGACGCCGCCUUCCUCCUGUCGGUGAUCGGCUUCGUGGACAUCGUGGCCCGGCCGGCCUGCGGGGCCCUGGCGGGGCUGAGCGGGGUCCGGCCCCACGUGGCCUAUCUCUUCAGUCUGGCCAUGCUGGCCAAUGGGCUGACCGACCUGUGCAGCGCCCAGGCCCGCUCCUACGGCGCCCUGGUGGGCUUCUGCGUGGCCUUCGGCCUCUCCUACGGCAUGGUGGGGGCGCUGCAGUUUGAGGUCCUCAUGGCCACCGUCGGGGCCCAGAGAUUUCCCAGCGCCCUCGGCCUCGUGCUGCUGGUGGAGGCCGUGGCGGUGCUCAUAGGACCGCCGUCAGCCGGUCGCCUGGUAGAUGCCCUCAAGAAUUACGAAAUCAUCUUCUAUCUGGCCGGCUCUGAGGUGCUCCUGUCCGCGCUCUUCCUCGCGAUGGCCACCUACUGCUGUCUGAGGAAGUCUCGAGGCCCGGCGCUAGCCUCCGAGCCUCCCCCCGGAGCCAGGGACUCGGAAGCUGAGAACGACAGCGAGCCUGGCCCCCCAGCUGCUGCGAUGGCUGCCCCCCAGAAUUCUGAAAACCACGUGGCCCCAGAGGCAGAGCAGGCUGAGGAAAAGGAGGAGGAAGAGGGGGAGGAAGAGAGAAAGCCCGUCCUGGGAGGCUCUGCAGAGACUCUUGGCAAAGGAGGAUUCUAGCCGGGCUGAUGUGGGGGAU